Messenger RNA from Thunnus maccoyii (southern bluefin tuna), 1647 nucleotides. It is a transcript of the gene yju2b, whose product is annotated as YJU2 splicing factor homolog B. The transcript is spliced from 10 exons. The coding region runs from base 121 to 1338 and encodes 405 amino acids. NCBI's taxonomy places the organism in Eukaryota, Metazoa, Chordata, Actinopteri, Scombriformes, Scombridae. Gene Ontology annotation, cellular component: post-mRNA release spliceosomal complex; U2-type spliceosomal complex. The record is from RefSeq and is a predicted model, not a curated record. Gene Ontology annotation, biological process: mRNA splicing, via spliceosome.
CCGGAUGUUACGUCUUAAUUACCCAUCGGUCCUCUGAUGUUUGAUUGUUGACUGUUUCUGCAGUUAGCUCACAAGAGCUUUUGUUGGAUCCAUUAGUGGUGUGGAGAUCCAGACGUCACUAUGGGUGAAAGAAAAGGAACAAACAAAUACUACCCUCCGGAUUUUGAUCCUGCCAAGCAUGGAUCCCUCAAUGGCUACCAUAAAACUCAUGCUCUGCGGGAGAGGGCCAGGAAACUGUCCCAGGGCAUCCUCAUCAUCAGGUUUGAGAUGCCCUACAACAUCUGGUGUGAUGGCUGUAAAAAUCACAUCGGCAUGGGGGUCCGUUACAAUGCUGAGAAGAAGAAAGUGGGGAACUACUACACCACGCCAAUCUACAGGUUUAGGAUGAAGUGCCAUCUGUGUGUUAACUACAUCGAGAUGCAGACGGACCCGGCGACCUGCGACUAUGUGAUCGUGAGCGGGGCAAGCAGGAAGGAGGAGCGCUGGGACAUGGCUGAAAAUGAGCAGAUACUCACCACAGAGCGGACAGAGAAGGAGAAGCUGGAGACGGAUGCCAUGUAUAAGCUGGACCACGGUGGGAAAGAUAAGGAGAAGCUUACGAAGGCUCUGCCCUCACUGUCCGAGAUUCAGGACUACCAGUCUGGCUGGAAGGACGACUUCCAGCUCAACAGCUCCCUCCGCAGGAAGUUCAGAACAGAGAAGAAAGUUUUGGCUGAGCAGGAAGAGAAGGACAACGCGGUGAGAAUGAGGACCAACCUGUCCAUCCCACUGCUGCCGGAGAAAGAGGAGGACAAGAAACUGGCAGCACUGCUCACCUACCAGGCUCCUGACUCCUAUGAGGACAAGAAGCACAGCAAGCGGAAACAGAUCUCCUCUCGUUCAUGGUUCAACUCCACCUCACCUUCACCAGGGGGCGCUGCUGGCAGUCUGCUGCACAAGCUGGGCCUGCAGGGGAAAGAAGCAGCAGUGGCUAAAGCUCUUAGCGCCUCCCACAGCCCCCUGAUCCGCAAACGCACGGGAGGAUCCGGAAUCAAAACUAAACCCUGCGCCACCAUCACCCACAGGGAAUCAGACUUUGAAGUCAACACGUAUGACAAAGAUAUUUCAAAGGUCACUCAGAGAGAGGAGGGACCGAGUACGGUACCAACACAAGUGGGAAAAGAAGUAACAGAGACGAAUGACAGUGGAUGCAGGGAGGUUAAAAUCACAGAGGAAGCGGAUAAAGAACUGACAGACGCAGAGGACUUUGGGAAGAAGAAGGAGCAGGACAGAAGUUUUGGAACAGUCACAUCCCUGGUGGCAGACUACAGCGACUCCGAUUCAGACCCUGGACAAUGAGGUUGAAUGAAAAGUGUUAUUUUGUGAGAGUGAAACAGCCACGGACUGAUCAUAAUAGAAAUAUUCGGUUUGUUUGUUUUGUUUUUUAAACACAAUGUGUAAAAUAAGAUUUUAAUUUUGAGCUUGGUAGCCUGCAGAACUCAGUGUCAUACAUGUGUUUUAUGAAGACAGACUGUGUAAACACUGCAGACCCAGCUGAAAAUGUUUGAUUAAAUUGAUUUUCUGUUUCAUAUGCCCACAGAUGUGUGAUCUGACAACAAAACUGUCAGGAACCUUGUAAAUUAAAUGUUAAAUAUAGUUUAAACUGCA